UGGACAGAUAAAUGGAUGGAUGGAUGGACAGAUGAAUGGAUGGAUGGAUGGAUGGAUGGAUGGAGUCCAAGUGACGGGUGAUGAGGAUCAUGGACGACCACCCAGCCCCUCACAGCUGACCCCCAACCCCCCAUCCCACCCCCCAAAGGUCGACAGCUCCGCGGUGCCGCUGCCCUUCUGCCUGCCACGCCGGGCUGCCUGCCUGGCCCACAAAGGUGCCACCAUCCUCCUCGUCACCGACUUCGGCCUCAGCGUCACCGUGGGUCCCGGGGACAUGUUGGCCAUCACCGUGCCUUCUUCCUAUCACAACUCCACCUGUGGUCUAUGUGGCAACUUCGACGGUCGUCUCCACAACGACCACCACCUCCACCGGAACGACGUGGCCACGUGUCACCGUCUCUGUCCAGGUCCCAAAUGCUCCCCGUGUCGGCAGCCUCCCAAAAACGAAUACAUCCACAGCAAGCUCUGCAACAUCCUGAGGGACCCCCGGGGUCCUUUUGGGGUCUGUCAUGAGGUCGUCCGUCCCGGGAUCUUCUUUGACAUCUGUCUGUGGGAGCUCUGCGAGUCCCCUGGGGACAGGGAUGCCCUUGGAGAGGUCCUGGCAGCUUACGAUGCUGCUUGUCGCCAGGCUAAGAUCCGUGUGGGACCGUGGCGCAUCCCCAGGACCUGCCCUUCGUGGUGCGCGCCGGGCACCGGCUGCAGACCCGGGGUCAGCUGCGUCCCCCACCCAACGUUAAUGAGGAGGGACCUGUCUCCAGGUGAGGAGGGAUUUGGGGUGGGGGGAUGUGGU
Messenger RNA from Meleagris gallopavo (turkey), 790 nucleotides. NCBI's taxonomy places the organism in Eukaryota, Metazoa, Chordata, Aves, Galliformes, Phasianidae. The record is from RefSeq and is a predicted model, not a curated record.